This is a messenger RNA of Eutrema salsugineum, 1139 nucleotides long. RefSeq names its product probable adenylate kinase 7, mitochondrial. The transcript is spliced from 4 exons. Gene Ontology annotation, biological process: nucleobase-containing compound metabolic process. Gene Ontology annotation, molecular function: ATP binding; AMP kinase activity. NCBI's taxonomy places the organism in Eukaryota, Viridiplantae, Streptophyta, Magnoliopsida, Brassicales, Brassicaceae. The record is from RefSeq and is a predicted model, not a curated record. Gene Ontology annotation, cellular component: mitochondrion; cytoplasm. Bases 95 to 904 code for a protein of 269 amino acids.
UCUCUCUCUCUCUCUCCUCUCUUUUAAGCUCUGUGGCUGAUUCUUUCCCAUCUCUCUCUCUCUCCUCUCAGAAUCCGCCGCCACGCCUUUACACAUGGCAUGGCUGAGCCGCGUGAGAGGAGUUUCGCCGUUGCCAAGGCUCGUAGCGACGCGUCGAUCCUUCGGAUCAGCGGCGGCGUUGGAGUUUGACUACGACUCCGAUGACGAACAUCUGUACGGAGAUGAUCGCCGUUUGGCGGAGCCGAGACUCGCUUUGGAUGGGUCCGGGCCGGAGAGGGGAGUCCAGUGGGUGCUGAUGGGCGCGCCUGGUGCCUUGCGGCAAGUCUUCGCCGAGCGGCUCUCCAACAUUCUUCAAGUUCCUCACAUUUCCAUGGGAUCGCUUGUCCGUCAAGAGCUCAACCCUAGAUCUUCUCUCUACAAGCAGAUUGCAAGUGCUGUAAAUGAAAGAAAGCUUGUUCCAAAGGGUGUUGUGUUUGCUCUUCUAUCAAAGAGGCUGGAAGAAGGGUUUGUCAGAGGGGAAACGGGUUUCAUUCUUGACGGAAUUCCUCGCACUCGUAAUCAAGCCGAAACUCUUGAUCAAAUCGCUCAGAUUGACCUCGUUGUGAAUCUUAAAUGCUCGGAGGAGCAUCUGGUAAACCGAGCUGCUCUAAAUGCAGCAGCUCUGCCUCGACAGGAGUUCCUCGGCUCUAUGUUACACUCAGCGGUUGCAAUCAAAGCUCGGAAGGAGAGUCUCGGUGUCUACGCAGAGGAGGUUAAGCCCCUGGAAGAGUACUACAGGAAGCAGCGGAAACUUCUGGACUUUCAUGUCGGCGGUGCCACAUCAGCAGAAACAUGGCACGGCUUGUUGGAAGCUCUGCAUCUGAAGCAGGCUAAUUUGGCGACUUCACAGAAGCUGACCCUCUGAUGGUGUUCCGCAAAGCUUCGCUUUAUCAAUUUUGAUCUUUCUUUUAUGUGUCUGUUUCAGGCUCCACCUAAUUUUCUUUUGAUUUUUUUGUUUUUUUUUGUUUUCACAAUAUGUAAUUCAAAAGUUUUGCGAGAGAUCCAUAGUGACGUGGAUGAGACACUACAGCUUGUAAUGAGUCUAUAUAUAUAGCAAGAAUUCCUCUCUCUUAACUUAAUGUUAUUCGUGAUAAUUCUUU